Morone saxatilis (striped sea-bass) is the source of this 2638-nucleotide messenger RNA. Its product is annotated as very-long-chain (3R)-3-hydroxyacyl-CoA dehydratase-like. Gene Ontology annotation, cellular component: endoplasmic reticulum membrane. Bases 83 to 1168 code for a protein of 361 amino acids. The transcript has 11 exons. Gene Ontology annotation, molecular function: 3-hydroxyacyl-CoA dehydratase activity. NCBI's taxonomy places the organism in Eukaryota, Metazoa, Chordata, Actinopteri, Moronidae. Gene Ontology annotation, biological process: sphingolipid biosynthetic process; fatty acid elongation; very long-chain fatty acid biosynthetic process. The record is from RefSeq and is a predicted model, not a curated record.
UCAGCUGUGUGUGUGUGUGUGUGUUGUGUUCAGUAAUAUCUCUGUGUAUGGCAGCUGGAGCUCAGGGAGCCGCACAGACACGAUGCACAGCCUCACUCCUCAUGUGUACUGGGCUCAGCGGCACCGAGACAUCUACCUCCGGGUGGAGCUGAGCGAUGCCAAGAAUCUCGACAUCAGCCUGCAAGAAAACAACACACUACAGUUCAGAGCACAGGGCCACGGAGCUAAAGGAGAUAAUGAAUACAGGUUCAGUUUGGAGUUCCUGGAACCUGUUAGACCCGAGAUCAGCCAUAAGUCCACCCAGCGUCAGGUGGACAUCAAGAUCAGGAAGCAGGUGGAGCGCUGGUGGGGCCGGCUGACCCUGCAGGAGAAGAAGCCUCUGUUUUUGGCUCCUGACUUCGACCGCUGGCUGGACGAGUCCGACGCCGAGAUGGAGCUUCAGGCUAAGGAGGAGGAGAAGAUAAACAGGAUAAGUGUGGAGUCCAGAGUUCGUAAAGACCCCUACCUUGGGCUGAAGAAAGGCUACUUGUUCAUGUACAACCUGGUGCAGUUUCUGGGAUUCUCCUGGAUCUUCGUCAACAUGACUGUCCGACUCUUCAUCCUCGGUCAAGAUUCGUUCUACGAUACCUUCCACACCACGGCCGAUAUGAUGUAUUUCUGUCAGAUGAUGGCCGUGCUGGAGGUCAUUAAUCCCUUGUUGGGUCUGGUUAAGACUGGAUUUUUACCUGCUAUGAUACAGGUGGCUGGCAGGAACGUCAUUCUGUUCGUUAUCUUCGGCAGCCUGGAGGACAUGCAGAACAAACCCGUCGUCUUCUUCGUGUUCUACCUGUGGAGCACCAUCCUCCUCUGCAGGUAUCCCUUCUACAUGCUGGCCUGCAUCAGCACAGAGUGGAAGCUGUUGACGUGGCUCAGAUACAGCCUGUGGAUCCCUCUCUACCCGCUGGGGGUUGUGGCUGAAGCGGUGGCGGUGAUCCAGUCCCUGCCCAUCUUCGAUGAGACGCGUCUGUUCAGCCUCCCCCUCCCUGCCGUGCUCGGACACUCUUUAAGCUUCUCCUACACUCUGCAGCUCUACCUGGUCCUCAUGUUCUUGGGACUCUUCAUCAAUUUCCGACACCUGUACAAGCAGAGGAGGAGACGGUACCGCUCGAAGAAAAGGAAAGUCCACUAACUGAUCAGCGCCAUUAUUUUGCACACCCUCUGAACUUCCGUACACUUAAAGAUAACGCAGCUGUUUUAUUUUCCUUUAAUUGCCUUUUUCCCACACACACUCGCGCUCUCUCUCUCUCUCUCUCUCUCUCCUCACACACCUGUUGGAGUACUGCUCACCUUAUUCCUCCACUGGGUGAACUUUUAACCUUCUCCAGACCAAAUCCUGUAAAUGCUACUGUACCAGCUCAACGACUCACUGUUGAACGGACGUCACCUAAACUCUCUGUACAGGUCGACCCUGUGCUUUACUACUGUGAGUUUGAGUUGCUAACCAUGUUUAUUGUGUCCAUAUUUAUCAUGAUUUCUGUCUGCCGUCACUGUUUAAGGUUUUGUUAUUUUUCAUAAUUUCUGAAAUAUUUUGCUCAUUUUUCUGUUGAUUUCCUUGUUUGGGGACAUGAGAGAAGUGUUAACUUCAUUAACACAGUAAAGAAAACGAUUUCUGUGUACAAACACCUGUUCAUGGAACUUUUAAUCUUUUAAUCCACUGAUUACAAAUCACAGAUUCAUCACAAUCGACCUUUAUUAACCGUUAUAUUGUUGUUACGUGUUGAUGCAAUUUAAAGCCAAUACAGUUUUGAUAUUCUCUCUGUUGUGGUGCAUUCAAGGACACUUCACAGUGUGAGAAUUUAGAAUUUUUAUGGGUUUUAUUGUCUGAAAGAAGAUUUAAUUCUCAAACGUCUGAACGCACUUAAACGCACCAUGAGAGAUUUUAAAUUGUUCCUGCUUUGCAACUGCGUGAAAAAAAAACACAGCAAUCUCACGUCAGUGUCAACUCUCUGCAAGUUGAUUUUGAACUUGUAGAUUCUUCAGUCGUUGUGAUGUAAAAACUUUACACUAGUGGAAGUUUAUAAGCUAAAAUUCCACUUUUAUGGUUCUUGAAUCAAUAGAGGAAAUAUUUUAAAUGCCAUUGCAUGAAAACACUGUGGCUCUUAACUGUCAGUUUUAGAUUUAGAGCUGUUUUUCUCUAACACUGAGCCUUGGGUGAAGCCUUCAGAAGAAGCCUCAUUCACUGCUUUGAAUAUUAACAAAGUCAUGCAAAGUACUGUAAAAGGAGAUAUUUAUAACUGCUUUUCUGACACAACACGCAAUCCUACCGACACACACACGUUUGUGCUUUUACCUCACGACCGGAAAAUGUUUUUUUUUGUCUCGUGAAACACAUGACACGCCUCAAAACGAUGAGAUGUAAACUGUGAGUGAAAACCUAAUGAAGUUUAUGACCCCUGAAUUCCUGUUUUAAAGACAUGAAAUAGACGUCAGGAAAGAUUUAAAGUUGAUUAAGAUCAAACUUUGCAGCCUGUUCGCAUCACUGAAGAAGGGCAGAGAUGUAUUUUUCUACAUGUUUGACCCGUGAAGUUUCAGUCUGUACGACGUUCAUUGGGGGGGAUAGAUAGACUGAUAGAUAGAUAGAUAGAUUAAUAGGAUGAUA